CAUGCCAGCGCAAUCGAGGCUAUGUAAAAUUCAGUAACUGAGCUUUGAAAACGUCCCGAAGAAAAUAGUUAGUUUACCCUGAGUUGUUCUAAAACCAAAGUGCGAAAUGAGUUCCGGAAAAAGAGAAUUUCAUCAAAAUGGUUUUAUUAAGAAUUACAUAAUAGAAGAACCACUUGGGUUCGAACCUGAUGAACGGGGUUUGGGAUAUUUAUAUUUUACAAGCAUGAAAAGACACAAGAAUAAGAUUGCGCAGUAUCUUGCAGACACAGAGGAAGAAGACACUUACGACGAUUUCUUAAGGAGGACAGUAAGAACAGCUUUGGAACUGAGAAAGAGAGACCUCAGUAAAGACGAUGUGGUUUGUCUUUGUAGUUACAAUCACAAGAACAGCGUCGUUCCGUUCGUAGCUUGCAAUUUUCUGGGUGUUCGAGUGGCGUCACUAGAUCCGCUUUUAUCCUUAAUGGAUACAGCACAUCUAGUUUCUGAAGUGAAACCAAAGAUCAUUUUCGUAGUUCCUGAGGCGCUGAAGCUUAUCGAAACGUCUUUAAAAAAAACAGGUUUAAAUAUUGAAAUCGUCUUAUUCGACGAACUGGGAACCUCAGAUAAGCACACCAACUUUUCAGAAUUUUUGCAGUUUCAAGAAGAAGAAGAAACGUUUAUUCCUGAAUCUGUUUCGAGUCUACGAGAAACCGCAGUGAUUUUCUUCAGUAGCGGCACCACAGGGUUCCCAAAGGGCAUAGAAACCAACCACUAUGCUCUCAUAUGUCAGUCUAUCAACUACAUUCAGUCUGGAAACUUAGGAAACGUUGCUCUCAGCUACACUUCUCUGUAUUGGAUCUCAAGCGUACUCUUUACUACAGCUACAAUAUUUACUGGUAGUGCUAGGGUUGUAUGUCCCGCGUUCAAUCCAAAGCAGUUUUGGCAACUUGUAGAAAAAUACAAAGUAACCAAUAUGGCUGGUGCGCCAUCCCAAGCCGUCGACAUUAUUAAAGCGGGUCGACCUGACGGUCUUGACACCACCAGCUUCGUAAGUUGCAUGAUUGGAGGCGCCACUAUGUCCAAAAAGUUCACCUUGGAGCUUCGGGAUCUACUACCAGGGACCUUCGUCGCUAUGGCCUAUGGACAGACAGAAGUGGCAGGUCUAGUCACCACUUUCCAGAUCAAGCAUGUGAAAGACGCUCUAGCGCUGCAUUACAAACCGGAAUCUGUAGGGAGGCUUGUGCCUGGGAUGAAGUGUAAGGUUGUAGACUUCGAAACGGAAAAGUUAUGUGGUCCCAACGAAAGUGGGGAGCUGAUGCUGAAAACUCCAAUGGUUAUGAAUGGGUAUUACGGUAGGGACUCCUCCGAAUCCUUCGAUGCCGAUGGCUGGUUGAAGACGGGAGAUGUGGUGUAUUACGACGAGGAAAAGUUCUUCUACAUCGUGGACCGCAUCAAGGAAAUGCUGAAGUACAGGUCCUGGCACGUCGCGCCUGCAGUGGUCGAAAAGAUAGUCCUGGAACAUCCAGCCGUUCAGCGAGUAGUGGUGAUCGGAAUCCCCCACGAGGAAGAUGGGGACCACCCCAUGGCGGUGGUUGUCCUGAAUCCCGAAUAUGCGGAGUCGAUCACAGAAGAAGACAUCCAGGGGUUUGUUGCUGAGAAGGCACCGGAUCGCAUGAGACUCAGAGGUGGGGUCAAGUUCGUUUCGAGCAUCCCCAUCACACCCUCAGGGAAGAUGAAGAGGAAACAUAUCCGCGAUAUGGUAAUGAACGGGUCAAUUUGAAUCGAACCGAGCUGUGUUUUACGUAGUAUUCGUAUUUUGUAGUGUAUUAAGUUUAGG
Molecule: messenger RNA, 1816 nt
Organism: Anoplophora glabripennis (Asian longhorned beetle)
Lineage: Eukaryota; Metazoa; Arthropoda; Insecta; Coleoptera; Cerambycidae
Product: 4-coumarate--CoA ligase 1-like
Exons: 8
Coding region: 107-1759 (550 amino acids)
Biological process (GO): long-chain fatty acid metabolic process; fatty-acyl-CoA biosynthetic process
Molecular function (GO): long-chain fatty acid-CoA ligase activity
Source: RefSeq, a predicted model, not a curated record